AUGACUAAUGGGGAGAUUAGAGAGGCUUUACUCUCCCUGGCUUGUGCCAUUACUACUCAAGCAAAUAGAGAUGUGAGGCCUAGGGUGAAUUCUAUUGAGAGUACCGUGGCCUCAAGGUUAAUAGAUUUCACAAGGAUGAACCCUCCUACCUUGUUUGGUUCUAAGGUGGAUGAGGACCUACAAAACUUUAUAGAUGAGGUGUUUAGGAUUGUGGAUGCAAUGGGAGUGACUCCUAGGGAGAAGGCGGAGUUGGCUUCUUACCAACUCAAAGAUAUAGCUCAAUUGUGGUUUGAGCGAUGGAGGGGCGAGAGACCCAUAGGGGCGGACCUAAUAGAUUGGGGAGUGUUUAAGACGACCUUUCUUGAUAGGUUUUUCCCCUGGGAGCGAAAUUUGGUUGAGCUCAUGAACCUACGUCAAGGGAAUAUGAGUGUGAAGGAAUACUCUCUCAAGUUUACCCAACUCUCUAAGUAUGCUCCUACCUUGGUAGCAAAUUCUAGGGCUAGAAUGAAUAAGUUUGUGAUGGGGGUUUUCGGUUCGGUUGAAAAAGAGUGUCGUACGGCCAUGCUUCAUCAUGAUAUGAAUAUCUCUAGGCUUAUGGUUUAUGCUCAACAACUUGAGGAGACAAAGCUUAUGAAGAUGGAUAGAGAUAUGAAGAGGGCUAGGCCGGGGAAUGGAGGUGGUUCUACUUUUGAGAGGCCUUGGUGUGCUACUUGUGGAAAGCAACAUUUGGGCAAGUGUCUUGCCGGGACGGAUGGAUGCUUUGAAUGUGGGAGUAAGGGUCAUAAGAUGAGAGAUUUCCCUACACUUAAGGCAAAAGGGAAAGAGACCAAUCAAGUUGCUCAUGAUGACCUGGAUCCAAAUGCUCCUAAGAGGAACCAUUUCUAUAUUCUUCAAGCUAACAAUGAUAAGGGAACAAAUGAAGGUAAGUCAAUUUUCUUUAUUGUUUGA
Messenger RNA from Solanum stenotomum, 948 nucleotides. RefSeq lists its product as uncharacterized. The coding region runs from base 1 to 948 and encodes 315 amino acids. NCBI's taxonomy places the organism in Eukaryota, Viridiplantae, Streptophyta, Magnoliopsida, Solanales, Solanaceae. The record is from RefSeq and is a predicted model, not a curated record. The transcript has 2 exons.